ACGAUAUCGAAACAAUUUUUAGUCAACAAAAAUGGCGAAAACUAUGAAGAGCCCUGAGAAAGGUAAAAUCGCCAGUUCGUUCAUUCUACAUGCACCACCUGGGGAGUUCAACGAAGUGUUUAAUGAUGUUAGGAUACUUGUCAAUGAUGACAGCAUUCUGAAGGAAGAAGCUUACAGUGCUGCUGCCGAAUACAAUAAAGAACAGUUCAUUCCAUGCAAGCUGGAGGGCAUUGAAGAACAGGUCCUAAUAACCGAACACGGUGACUUGGGGAAUGGUCGAUUCUUUGAUCCUCGUUCGGGCAAAUCCUUUCGAUACGACCACUUAAAGAAGGAGGCCAGCGACGUCCAGCCCCAUCGGGGCGAGAAGAGUUCAACUGAGGAAUGGAGACGAGCAUUCGAAACUGUCACGGUGACGUAUGUUCAGGAACAGUACAACAAGCUGGGGACUGCCACGGUCUAUGGAAAGUCGGGCGAUGCUGGGGCCAAUAUCAUAAUUGCCUGCAUCGAGAGUCAUCAGUUCAACCCUAAGAAUUUCUGGAAUGGCAGAUGGAGAUCACAAUGGUCAGUUGCCAUACAGCCUGGUCAGUCAACUGCUGAAGUUGUUGGCAUUAUGAAAGUCCAGGUGCAUUACUAUGAGGAUGGCAACGUCCAGUUGAUAUCUUCAAAAGAACACAAAACUUCCUUGAACAUUUCCAAUGAGUCUGCCACUGCCAAAGCGUUUGCAGCCAUUGUCCUGCAAGCCGAAAAUGAAUACCAGUUGGCGAUAUCAGAGAACUACCAGAACAUGUCCAACACAACGUUCAAGGCUCUGAGGCGAGCUCUGCCAGUGACGAGGAACAAGAUAGAUUGGAAUAAGAUCAUCAGUUAUAAGAUCGGCUCCGAACUUAAGAACAAUCCGGAAAAUUGAUUGAUUUAUUGAUUGGAGGAUUGGUUGGCUGGCUGGCUGAUUGGUUGGCUGGUUGGUUUGUUUGUUGAAUGAAUGGUUGGUUUAUUGAUUGAUUGAUUGGCUAUCACGAGAAACAAGAAUGGUUGAAACAGGUCUUAGCUGUAAGAUCGGGUCGGAAUAUUUUAUUGAAUUGGUCGAUUGACUGACUGACUGACUAAUUGGUUGGCUGGUUGAUUGACUGAUUGAUUGAUUGAUCAGCUGAUUGAUUGGAGGUUUGGUUGUUUGAUUGGUUAAGAUGAUGAUGAUAGUUAUAAUGAUGAUGGUUAUGUAGAUUAUGCUGAUCUAAAUAUAGCACACGGAGUUGA
Helobdella robusta is the source of this 1251-nucleotide messenger RNA. RefSeq lists its product as hypothetical. Gene Ontology annotation, molecular function: actin filament binding. The record is from RefSeq and is a predicted model, not a curated record. Bases 32 to 907 code for a protein of 291 amino acids. NCBI's taxonomy places the organism in Eukaryota, Metazoa, Annelida, Clitellata, Rhynchobdellida, Glossiphoniidae. Gene Ontology annotation, cellular component: actin cortical patch; F-actin capping protein complex. Gene Ontology annotation, biological process: actin cytoskeleton organization; barbed-end actin filament capping. The transcript is spliced from 9 exons.